Molecule: messenger RNA, 1863 nt
Organism: Rosa chinensis
Lineage: Eukaryota; Viridiplantae; Streptophyta; Magnoliopsida; Rosales; Rosaceae
Product: squamosa promoter-binding-like protein 14
Exons: 3
Coding region: 530-1681 (383 amino acids)
Cellular component (GO): nucleus
Molecular function (GO): DNA binding
Source: RefSeq, a predicted model, not a curated record
AAAAGAAAAGUCAUAACCUUGGGAGAAUUGAGCAAGUGUAAUUAUCAAGCACUUAAAAGGUGCUUCUGGUAAAGCUACUCCCUUUGCCUGUGGCCCUGUGCCAGUAGAGAGAGAGAGAGAGAGAGAGAAGCAGGAAACUCAAAAGUGCAUACUCCUGUCCUACGCAUCAAUCAGUUCUCACCUUUUUUCUGCGUUUUGCUCCAUUAUUUUUGUACACAGUCACAGAGUGUCUCUCAGACAAGUGCACCACUCCAAUUCAGAAACAAAACAAACUCUCUCUCUCUCUCUCUCUCUCUCUCUGAGACUGCGAGCGAGCUGGCAUGGGCCACUGUCAGGUGGCUGCGUGCCCCUCUCCCUCCACACUGAGCCAGCAACUUUAUCAUCCUCUGAUCACUACCACUCCUUUAGACUAGGACUAGACUAGACUAAUACUCUCUUUCUCUCUCUCCAUUCAUUUCUUCACACAAUUAUGAUGAUGAUGAAUGGGCUCUAGAGACGAGCAGAGGUCUCUUUUUCUCAAUCUACUGAAAUGGGCUCGACCUCUAUGACCACUACUGACUCAGGAGGCAGCUCCUCCUCCCCACCCAACAACUCCUCCACCGAGGAGUCCCUCAACGGCCUCAAAUUCGGCCGCAAAAUCUACUUUGAGGACGCUGCUCUCGGACCCAACCCCCCCAAAUCCGGGUCAGGGUCUGCCGGCUCUUCCUCCUCCGCGGCCACGCCGCCCAAGAAGCAGAGGAGCGGUGGUGGUGCUGGGUUGGUCCACCAGGGCCACCCUCCCAGGUGCCAGGUCGAGGGCUGCAACGUAGAUCUGAGUGGUGUUAAAGCUUACUAUUCCAGGCACAAAGUGUGUGCCAUGCACUCCAAGACCCCUACUGUUAUUGUUGCCGGCCUUGAACAGAGGUUUUGCCAGCAGUGUAGCAGAUUUCAUCAGCUUCCUGAAUUUGACCAAGGGAAACGUAGUUGCCGUAGACGUCUGGCUGGUCAUAAUGAGCGUAGGAGAAAGCCACAACCUGGAUCCAUGAUGUCUACGCGUUUUGGCCGUCUCUCUUCGUCAAUUUAUGAAAACACCAGCCGAGUUGGAAGCUUUCUGAUGGACUUCACCGCAUACCCAAGGGCUGGGAGAGAUGAAUGGGCAACUGCAAGAACUUGUGAGCGGCCACCUGGAAAUCAAACUGUCACUGCCACCGGAAAGUUUCUUCAACAUCCAUGGCAGAGCAACCCUGAGAAUACUCGAUCUGAUCUUUACCUGCAAGGGUCAGCCGGUGGUACCAGUUAUCCUGGUCCUGGAAUUCCUCCGGGAGAAUGCGUCUCAGGAGUCACCGACUCGAGCUGUGCUCUCUCUCUUCUGUCAAAUCAACCAUGGGACUCUAGAAACCGCGGUGUUGGGACAAAUGCCUUCAUAAACACCCAAGGGGCACCCGUGGCUCAAUCAAUAGCUAAUGUUGGCACCAUCAAUCCAUUUCCAACCACAUCAUGGGGUUUCAAGGGAAAUGAGGCUGGUAGCAGUUCGCAUCAGAUGCUUCCUGAUCUGGGUCUUGGUCAAAUUUCGCAGCCUCAUAACAGUCAUUACUCUAGUGAGCUCGAGUUGUCUCAACAGGGUAGGAGGCAGCAAAAUAUGGAACUUGGAAACUCCAGGGGCUACGACUCCUCUAGUCAACACAUGCAUUGGUCUCUUUAAAAGUAGCCUUUCGGUGUCUGUUUGUGAUCCAAGCCUAAAACUUUGGUAACUUUUGCUGGUUAACUAUGGCUUCUUGUUGGAUGAAACCCAAACUGACUCUCCUUUUAUGUGUUAAGACUCAAGACUAAGAAUCUGAUUAAUUUAAGCAGUUCAAUACCAUUAAGCUAUUCGUUUCAAAAAAA